Styela clava is the source of this 1275-nucleotide messenger RNA. Its product is annotated as proteasome subunit beta type-7-like. Gene Ontology annotation, molecular function: threonine-type endopeptidase activity. The record is from RefSeq and is a predicted model, not a curated record. NCBI's taxonomy places the organism in Eukaryota, Metazoa, Chordata, Ascidiacea, Stolidobranchia, Styelidae. Gene Ontology annotation, cellular component: cytoplasm; proteasome core complex.
CAUGCCUGUUAUUUUUUAUCGUAUUCUUAAUUAUGUAUCUUCAUUAUUUAGCCCCACUAGCUUAAUUAAUAGAAAUUACCAGUACAAAAUAUGGCAACAGUCAAGUGCCUCACACGUCCAGAAGGAGGAUUUUCAUUUGAAAAUUACACAAGGAACACUUUUCUUGAGAAUAAAGGACUUGCUCUGCCUCGAGCGGUAAAAACCGGGACAACUAUUUGCGGCCUCGUCUACGCUGAUGGAGUAAUUCUUGGAGCUGACACUCGGGCAACUGAAGGAAAUAUCGUUGCAGAUAAAAACUGCUCCAAAAUUCAUUACAUUUCACCCAAUAUUUACUGCUGUGGUGCUGGGACAGCUGCCGAUACUGAAAUGACAACACAGAUGAUUUCAUCGAACCUAGAACUCCACCGACUCGAUACUGGACGCGUCACCAGGGUUGCAACGGCUAAUAGAAUGCUAAAACAAUAUCUGUUCAGAUAUCAGGGUUACAUCAGUGCUGCUCUUGUACUUGGAGGUGUUGACUACGCAGGGCCCCAUCUCUACAGCAUACAUCCUCAUGGGUCAACCGAUAAGCUGCCGUAUGUUACUAUGGGUUCUGGAUCUCUCGCUGCAAUGGCAACUUUCGAAGCUAGAUAUGUUCCUAAUAUGAAGAAACAAGAAGCUAUGCAGUUGGUCAGAGAUGCAAUAGCCGCAGGAAUAUUCAAUGACCUUGGCUCAGGGUCAAAUGUUGACCUCUGCAUCAUUAGCAAAGGAAAUAAAGUGGAAUAUUUGAGACCGUAUGACAUUGCUAACGAGAAGGGUGUAAGGCAAGGGGACUAUCAAUUCAAACCUGGCACGACUGCAGUUCUUUCUAAAGUUGUCAAACCGUUGAAAUUUGACGUCGUUUCUGAAACAGUGCAAGAAGAAAUGGACACAAGUUAAAGCAGAAUACUAAACUGACUUAUAUUUAGGCUGUUAUGUCUGGGAAGGUUCCAAUGUAAAGUAAAACUGUUUGGCUGUAUAUAGGAUUGGACAUACUCGAAUAGUUCGUGUUAUAGGAUUCUGUCUUUACGUUAAUUUUAAUUUGAAUCCUGUCAAUGUAGUAUAAAUGUGCUUUCUGUGCAAAAAUUGGCAAAUUUUUUGAAUAUUGUUCAUCUCAAAUUUAGUCAGCAGCCACAUUUUUUGCAAAUGCCCAGUUGUAAUGAUACUUGGAUUGGCUAGUUUUUAUAUGUAGUGUUCACCACAAGUUUUUGUGAUCUGGAAUAGAAGUAUGUGAGAAUAUGACAAUAAUCUUUGUGC